Molecule: messenger RNA, 4401 nt
Organism: Stomoxys calcitrans (stable fly)
Lineage: Eukaryota; Metazoa; Arthropoda; Insecta; Diptera; Muscidae
Exons: 7
Coding region: 1-4401 (1466 amino acids)
Molecular function (GO): protein binding
Source: RefSeq, a predicted model, not a curated record
AUGAUUAAGAGGAAAACAUUCAAUCUCAGCCAAGACGAUGCCAAAUCAAAACCAUCGGAAAAACUAUAUCAACCAAAAAAGUGCCGAUGGUGUAAAUACGUAGUGAUUCCUUUGUUGAUAGGCUUUAUUCUUCUGUUAAUUUUGGUGAAUGUUGAUUUCACGGGAAAUGCAUACAAGAAAACAAUUCUGGUAUUGAACAAUAACUCAAUUGUCAUUGGUGACAAAGAAAGGCAAAUGAGGUCUUCAUACGGCAUAGACUGUUUCGCCAGUGAUGAUAAUUGUGCACUAGAGUGCCAAGGUGGAAAUACCAAUAACCUAUAUAAACAGCUGGAUCCACUCUAUGCGUUAUGCGGGAAUGACUUGGAGUUGAUUCUUAAAAAUUGUAAUUUUCCUGCAGGCGCUAUGAAAUCCAACUUUUUGCAAGGAAACUUUAGUUUAAAAACUUUGGCCAUAAUUGAUUGCAAUCUUGGGAGUAUAAAAGAAGGCGCAUUUCAACAAAAUUCAGUGGCAAAUUUGAAAACAUUGCAGCUGAUAAACACCCAACUCUCGACGUUUACCAUAACAACUUUUAAGGGAUUGGAGGCUUUGGAAACGUUUAAUAUGACAAAUAUCAACAACUUUGAAUUGGCUCAAUAUGAGGAAGAGUGUCUACAACCCUUCGCCAUCUCAAUAAAGACUUUACGCAUCGUACAAAAAUCCCAACAAAUGGUUCAAGCUGUUGACCCCGCGCAUUGGUUAAAGGGUGAGGAUAUGAAAAAUUUACAAUUUGUCGAUUUUCGGGAUAACUACUUUGGGAACAUUCUAACCAAUAGAACAUUUGCCACCUUGGUGCGAGUGGUAACCUUGAGUUUGGCUAAUUGUAGUCUAAUUCACUUGCCUUCGGCUAUUUUCGAUGCCAUGUUGGGUACUUUAGAAAGUUUGGACCUCAGUCAGAAUCAAUUGACAACAUUGGACUCGCAGCUAUUGGUCAAAUUGAACGGCCUUAAUAGCUUGGCCUUGGGGAAAAGCUAUUGGGAUUGUAGUUGCUCCAACUGGGAUAUAUUAAAGGAAUUGCGGGAAAACCUGGUCAACAUUGUUAUCGAUAAGACUGAGGUAAAAUGUGUUGCACCCCCUGAACUCAACGAUGAAAGUGUCUUUAGUGCCGAAUUGGAUUGUGAGGAGAAGGAGACAAGCACUGAAACUACGACCAAUGAAACUUACCCGACAACGGUUGGAAACAGCACACCAUCAACCGGUGAGACAACAAGUGAUGCAACGUAUGAAACCACAGAGAGCUGGCCAACAGCUGCUCCAACACAGGCUAGUACUGAAAGUACAAAGACCACUGGUUCAAGUACCAUGGAGACAAGGACUACCGAAACUACAACUACCAGGACUUCCACUUGGACUACCACCACCCAGACUUCCACGGUCGUUCCUCUUCCGCCCACAAUUGCCCCGCCAAUUGUCAUUUGCUGCCUAGACCCCAUCAGACAGAUAACCAUGAGCAUUGCCCUCAUCAGUUCACAAGUUCAAUUCACCAUCUUACCCAGUACGGCAACAAGUGUUUGGAUUAAAGUACCUCAGCAAUCAAUCACAUUCGAUCUUAUCUAUUUCCAUAACUACUCUCAAGUAGUCGAGAUGGCCCAGGGCUCUACGGUAGCUGUUUAUGAACGCUCUGGCUACACCAUGCAUGUAGCAGACCUCCAGCCUGGUAUGGCCUAUGUCUUCUGUCUCCUGACCAAAGGCCAUAAAGAGGUUACACCCUUCGAUUGUAAAAGCUAUUAUGUUUAUCCCCCUGAGCCAGAGCCUUGGGUCCUGGACGAGGAUCAACAUUGGAUUAUUGCACUGGUCGUUUUGGCCAUAUGUCUAUGUCUUCUAAUGGGAAUCAUAGUGGUGUUCAUUGUUUUGCGUUUUAGAAAACGUCGAGCAGCCAAGAAGCAAUUGUUGAAAUUGCCCCAUCCCAGCAGAACUUCACGGCAGCCGCCAUUUUGGCUUAGAGAGCAUUACAUUCAAGCAUGCGCCUGGAUACUUUUGACCAUUGGCCUGUGCAUCAUUGUGGUUACAUUUUAUUUGGCCUUAUAUCAGAAUAAUUCUAACGAUAUGUCCCGAAAUUACAAUGUAGACGAUAAUGUUGUCACUGAUGGCGGCAAUGGCGUCCUUAUGAGCCAGAAUACACCUAACUAUAACGACGGUAUUGCGGAAGAUGAAGCGAAAGAUUUCCAUAUUGACGGUUGGCUAGAUUCCCCCCAAAAUAGUCGCUUGAUUAUGAACAAUAUUUUCGGUGGCAUAGCUGUAAAUUUAAUUGGGUGUCAGGAGAAACUAUGUAAAAUUGGAUGUUCCCACAAUAACAAUGUCUUUAUGUCUCUGUUCGACACAAUGCAGACUACAACCUGCCCAUCCAUUGAUGUUUUGCUUUUGGACUCUCAGUAUUUUCCCAAUAACACUUUGCAAAACUCUUGGAUGCCUAUGAAUCUUUCGGUGCAUGAGCUUAUCAUUCGUUCAGGCCAUUUAUCCAUUAUCAAGAGCAGAGCCUUUAAUUCACCUAUUUUUGGCAACAUUUUCUUAAUGUCGUUAUUGAAUCUAAAGAUUGAAACUCUGGAAUAUGGAGCUUUAGUAGGUCUCAAAAAACUAAAGUACCUGACAAUCGAUAGUCAUGUGAAGAGCUUGGAGCCAGCCCUCUUUAAACCAGUCCAAAAUACCCUAACACAUCUGAAGUUGCAUACCAAACUAGAUAUUGUGGGCGAUCGCAAUUUGUUCGGAGUCAGUUACAUGCCUAAAUUGGAGUAUUUGGAUUUGAGUUACAACAACAUAAGUGGCACCUUGGAGCGCUGGAUGUUUAGUUCUACACCGAACCUCAAGUAUUUGAUUAUGAUCAGUUGCCAGUUGCAACGCAUAGAGAGCAACACCUUCAAUCAUUUGGCAGAUAAGUUGAUAUUUUUGAAUUUAUCCAAGAAUAAACUGAUCACACUGGCCGCCGAGGUCAUUGAACCCCUGCUGCGCAAUAAUGUGGGAGCCAUGAUGAGUUUGAGUCACAAUAAGUGGCUGUGUGAUUGUGCCAUGCAAAAUCUGUCGCUGGUGUAUCGGAAAUAUCGCAAUCAGUUCAUAGAUGCUGUCUACUGCGUGGCACCGCACAACGUCUAUGGUGUUUCCAUUGAUGAGGUAGACUAUGAAAAGCUAGAGGAUUGCGAACUACUAACCACGGCGGUUACAGAGCAGGAAUCAUUAGAAGAAAACGAGGACCCUCUUAUAACCACCACCACCACCAGUGUUAGCACUACGAAAGGUUAUGCCAAUACCCCACCACUUGAUUGGGAUGCAGGUGAUGGUUUGGACUCGGAUGAUAUCAAAUCAGAGGAGCCAUCAUCGGUGUUUAAAAUGCGCUGUAUUAGUGUGGACUCGAGCGAUGAUUCUUCAUCGUCUUUAUCGUCUGCUUCGAGAUCUUCGGAGACAUUGGAACGUAAUGUGGACCUAAAUGGCGAUAUGGAUUAUUUUAAAUUACCACCACCCUCCCAUGAAUUUGAUCUGCAACUCCUAGCUGAAAAUAAUUCGGUUAUUGUCGUUGUGGAUAGCCCCGAAAAUGUGGUGGUCAUAUGGUUUAGCGAACAGCAGGAAGCGGAUUUUAUUUCGUGCAACAAUCGUUCGGUGGACUAUGAGUGCAUGCGCUAUGCCAAACCUCAAAUGAUGGUUGGUCCAUUGGUGGAGAACACAACCUACACCUUUUGCUUGUUGCCAUCUUUCCAGGAUUCCAUAUCCCCGUUCAACUGUCUGCCUUUGCAUGUGCCCAUAAAGCGAAAGGACAACAUAUGGAUAUCGCAGGACUAUAAACAAUUCACCAUUGGCAUGUUGUGUUUGAUUUUUCUGGUUUCAACGAUUAUGGGAGCUUUGGUGGCCUAUUUUGGUAUUAAAACCUAUCCGGAUCUCUUGGAGGGUUCCAAAAAUGUUGUAGUGGUCAAGAAGCCUGAAGCCUCUUGUUAUGUGGCCACCAUAUCGGAAAUGGAGUAUAGCAAACAGAACUCUUUGAAAAAAAGAAAAUCUUCUGCAAAGGAUGACUGCAAGAAGGGGCUAGUCAAAAAGGAAGCUUUGAAAAAACAAACAUCGGCUAAGUUACCCUUGCCUCCGGUGCCAUUUAAUAACCCACCGGUGGAAACACCACCACCAUCAUUCCAAAUGUCCAUAAAAAAUUUGGAACGUAUGUCAUCGGCUUUUGGCUUUGAUGGUCCCUUUCUGGAGGAUGAUCUCUGCAAAGAGGAGAACUAUGAGACUCCUAGGUCUUGCGAAAAUGAGUACAGCCUGGAUCAGCGAAGUGUGCCAAAUAAUUAUGGGAUGAGUCCAGGAUCUCCACCACCAUUGCCAAAGCGUAAUUCUAAUAUCUCGGACAGUCCUACGGUUGUAAUGAAUCGUUUCUCCACGAAUGCGUAA